This is a messenger RNA of Ahaetulla prasina, 3659 nucleotides long. It is a transcript of the gene CD44, whose product is annotated as CD44 molecule (Indian blood group). The transcript has 19 exons. Gene Ontology annotation, cellular component: macrophage migration inhibitory factor receptor complex; basolateral plasma membrane; plasma membrane. Bases 328 to 3000 code for a protein of 890 amino acids. The record is from RefSeq and is a predicted model, not a curated record. Gene Ontology annotation, molecular function: hyaluronic acid binding; cytokine receptor activity. Gene Ontology annotation, biological process: inflammatory response; positive regulation of ERK1 and ERK2 cascade; cell adhesion. Lineage: Eukaryota; Metazoa; Chordata; Lepidosauria; Squamata; Colubridae.
GGGAGAGCGCGCAGCGUUGACUCAAAGCCGUUUGGAGCCUGCAUGAAAUAUUAGCGGCAAUUGUGCUUACUCAUAAGUAGUAGCCUUUUAUCUCCUCCUCCUCCUCUUUUUCUUUUUUUAAAUGCCGUGUCACUUGUGUUCCAACAGGGGUGUGACUUCGGAUUCUGCUCCCCUCCCUGUUUAGGUCACUCAUUACUUCAGGCGCGCUUCGCAUUGGAAUAGAAGUGGUAGCAAAACUUCAGACGCCGGCUUUCUGGACAGAUUUAUUUGUGUAAGCUGCGAGAGGAAACUCCUUCGUCUUUGGGUGCAAGAUUUGAAGCGGGAGCAAUGGCCAAGUUCUGGUUGUGUGCAGCCGUUGGUUUUUACGCGUUGCUGCAGGUUUGCGAAGCCCGAAUGGAUUUGAAUAUAAGUUGUAGAUAUGCAGGUGUUUUCCAUGUAGAGAAGAAUCAACGCUACAGUCUUACCAGAGAAGAGGCUGUUCAGCUUUGCGAAGCACUUAAUAGUACCAUCCCAACAUGGGAACAAAUGGAAAAAGCCUAUACCCUCGGUUUUGAAACUUGCAGAUAUGGUUAUAUAGAAGACAAAAUCGUACUUCCCCGGCAUACUCCUUAUAAUCUCUGUGCAGCAAACAACACAGGAAUUUAUAUACUUUCCUCAAAUAUUUCUGACCGAUACGAUACAUAUUGCUUCAAUUCAUCAGAAUCAAGAGACGUGGUUUGUGAUCCAGUGAAAAAGUUAUAUUCUGAUUUGCCUAAUAACAACAGCAGUAUUGAAAUUUUCAAUGCUGAUGGAUCACGGUAUUUUGAAGGAAAGAAGGUCACAGAAAGGCCACAAGUUACUGAAGAUGACAGCAGCGUGGGCAGUGGUUCUGCAUUUGGCAGGGGAACUACAGAUCCCAGUGACUUCACACCAGAGGACGAUAUCACACCAUUUACACCAGAAUACGGAAGAGAUGACCACCAUCAUCAGCAUCCAGGAAAUCCUGAAGAUCAGAAUCCUAAUCAGAGUUUUGAAGAUGAUGAUGAUGGUGGUGGUGAUGAUGACGAAGAAGGGUCUGGGCAAAAAAAUCCUGAAACAGUUCUUGAGUGGGACAACAGUGGUGAUAAGGAACUUCAGACAUCAAAUACCACUGUGAACUCCAGCAAAGAUGUCAAACAAGAAGAAUCAGCCCAUAAUAUAUUGCUACCUGCUGUACAUUCUGGAAGGGACAGUGAAGUCAGAUACUCAACAAAUGACACAAAUGCGGAUGUCCUAACUGGAAUUGUUGAAAAAUAUUCAACUACUACCGCUGUGUCCUCCAGUGAUGAUUUCUUCAAGCAGGAAGACUCAAAGCAGCCUCAAUUGGAGGGUGCAUCUCCUGAACUGGAAAUUGAAGACACAGUAACCCCUGCAAUCAACACUUCAGACGUGUUACAUCCAGAAUUUUUCCCUUCCGAAGAAAAAGAAAGUACCCUGGAAAAAGAAUCUUUUCAUCAUCCAGUUACUUUCUCCAAUGGAAGCAUUGAACAUGAAGAAGAACAUCAACAUCAGCCAUCAGCUGUUGAUACAGUUACACAAAGGAGCCAAAUUUCUGUCGCAAACAGGACAAUCCAUGAUAUCCUACAAGUACUUGUAUCUUCAAGGGACAGCUAUUAUGAAAAUGCAUCUUCUCAGUCAGCAGUAGUUUCCAGUGUUAGCACUGACUCUGAAGUUCCUACUCGUGAUUCAUUAUUGCAUCUAAAGAAUAGUGAAGAAAAAUAUCACACAAACACCUCUAGAGAGCAAUUGCUGCCUGGAAUUCUUCCUACAACUGCAACAACUGUAGUCUCCAAGGAGAAAGGCAAAGGCAACGAAACCACACAAAACCCAUCAUUUUAUGACAUCCAUCCAGGACUGGACAAUAAAAAUGAUCUCCCUGAGAACAAAACUAGGGAAGAUGUUCAGUCUGAAAUUAUUCAGAUCGAGAGAAAGCCUGAAUUGGAAACAACUCAGACAGCUGUGAUUUCCACUGAAGCUGAUGUUUAUGAGGAUUCUACCCAAGAUCCAUUGAUUAAGGAAGAUCUUGAUUUGAAUGAAAAACUUCAUCACCCUACAAAUUCAUCAAUAAAUGAUUUCAUACCUGGAAUUCAUAAUCUCACAGACAAUGUGCAAGAAAACAAAACAUCGUAUACAGUUGUCAUACUGAAGGAUCUUGAAGAUUCAGCUCAAUCACCAUUGCCUCCUAUUUACCAGUCAGACUGGAUCAGUGAAGAAAAACCUACUAAUACUUCCAGUAAUGGCACGGAAAUCAGUAAACAGCAUGAAAAUGAACGUGACUUUUAUGGAGAUGUGGGCUUUUAUGGGACCAAAGAAGAUCCAACUUCAGAACCAGUGAGGCAAUGGGUUAGUGAAGACAAAUAUACUACAAAAGCCACAGUGGAUGUCUUAUUUCCUGGAAUUGUUCCUCGAAGAGGAAUAAAUCAAAAAAAUAAAACUGACCAUACAGUUGUGGCCUCCAGUGAUGGAGACAAAAAUGAAAAAUCAGAUCUUGGUCCAGAGUGGCUUCCUACAUGGACCAGUGAUGAUGAAAAACUUAUAAAUAACAGUCAAGAUCCUAUAAACAGACAUCCACCUUCCACUGACAGUCCUGAUCCAAACCAACACUCCAGUGUAGUGAGAGACAAAAAUGUGACACCUUUGCCGGGAGAGUCAGGAAAAAGUCAACCACGAAUGGCUCAUAUACCAGAUUGGCUAAUUGUAGUUGCUUCUCUUUUGGCCCUGGCGUUGAUUCUUGGUGUUUGCAUUGCUGUAAACAGUCGAAGGAGAUGUGGGCAGAAGAAGAAGCUUGUGAUUAACAACGGUAAAGGAGGCAUAGAUGAGAAGAAGAAAGAUGGGCUAAAUGGAGAUGCCAGCAAAUCUCAGGAAAUGGUGCACUUGGUACACAAAGAGAAGCCAGAAAACCAAAAGGGCUCACAUGAUGAAUUCCAGGCAAUUGAUGAAACACAGAACCAACAAGAUGUGCCCUUGAAGAGUGGCAUGUAGGAAGGCUGGCCGAUCAAAUUGAAUCAGAGUUGGGGGAAACAAAAAGCAUACUGAACUGGGACUAGAACUCAGAAAUGCAAUGAGCUACUGAUAUCUUUAAAGCAUAAUUAAGCAUACAUUUUCUUGGUGUUUUUUUUUUUCUUUUGUAAUGGUCAGCUACAAAAAAAUAACAUGUCAUUUUUUGUUUUGCCCAGCAUUGCAUCAUUUUGCCCAGUUUUAAUUAGUGACCAGCAUCUUAUUGCUAGCAUUUGUUCCCCAUUUACAAUCUGUUUGGUAAGGCAAAACACCAAAAUUUAUUUUGCCUGACCUACAGAAUUUUUGAACUUUCCAGAAUCUGUAGCCAUUAAGGCAUUAUAAUAAAAUGCAUUCCCAGGGAAUUCACAAUGAUCGGCUGUCUUGAAGUUUGACAUAUAGAUUUUGGAAUUGAAUUUUUAUUGGUCAGUUACGAAAUUGUCAGAGUUAUUAAAUCUCAUUAAUGUUUUAAUAUUUUGGAAUUACAUGUUGUAAUAGUUGAAUAUGAAAAGCAAGUUUUUACACGUUCCACAGAUCUCCACCAUGUUAAAAUCACUAAAAAGGGUGGAAAGGCCAAAAAAACAACAACCCCCAAACCCAAACCUGAUUUAUAGCAAAUAAAUUUUUAUUCUCUAUAAUCUAAAUAA